This is a messenger RNA of Diceros bicornis minor, 1397 nucleotides long. It is a transcript of the gene ZFYVE21, whose product is annotated as zinc finger FYVE-type containing 21. NCBI's taxonomy places the organism in Eukaryota, Metazoa, Chordata, Mammalia, Perissodactyla, Rhinocerotidae. Gene Ontology annotation, molecular function: metal ion binding. The record is from RefSeq and is a predicted model, not a curated record. The coding region runs from base 38 to 796 and encodes 252 amino acids. The transcript is spliced from 8 exons.
GCGGGUGCGGGUGGUGGGCGAGCGCUGAGGCGGCGUCAUGUCCUCCGAGGUGGCCGCGCGUCGCGACGCCAAGAAGCUGGUGCGCUCCCCCAGUGGCCUGCGCAUGGUGCCCGAGCACCGCGCCUUCGGCAGCCCCUUCGGCCUGGAGGAGCCGCAGUGGGUGCCGGACAAGGAGUGCCCAAGAUGUAUGCAGUGUGAUGCCAAGUUUGACUUCCUCACCAGAAAGCACCACUGUCGCCGGUGCGGCAGGUGCUUCUGUGACAAGUGCUGCAGCCAGAAGGUGCCGCUGAGGCGCAUGUGCUUUGUGGACCCCGUGCGGCAGUGCGCCGAGUGUGCCCUGGUGUCCCACAAGGAGGCGGAGUUCUACGACAAGCAGCUCAAAGUGCUCCUGAGCGGAGCCACCUUCCUCGUAACUUUUGGAAACCCAGAGAAAUCAGAAACGAUGGUUUGUCGUCUUUCCAACAACCAGAGAUACUUGAUUCUGGAUGGAGACAGCCGCUACGAGAUUGAAAUCGCACACAUUUCGACUGUGCAGAUUCUCACGGAAGGCUUUCCUCCUGGAGAAAAAGACAUUCACACUUACGCCAGCCUCCUGGGGAGCCAGCCCGGCUCAGAAGGAGGCAACGCACGGGCCACAGGCAUGUCCCUGCAGUACACAGCACCAGGGGUGGAGGCUGUGACCCAGCUGAAGCUGACAGCUGGGGAGGACGCCAAUGCCAGCAGGAGGCAGUCAACAGCAUGGCUGGCAGCCAUGCACAAGGCUGUCAAGCUCCUCUACGAAUCUCGGGACCAGUAACUCCACGUGGGAUGGAGAGUCAGCAUAGAAGAGCCGAGCCUGCUCUCUGUGUACGCACAGACAACUAAUCCUACAAGUACUGAGAAAUGCAAUUCAAGUAUCUGGAGAAACAGAAGUGUUCGCUUACCUAGUGCAAUAUUUACACAGUUUAUUAACGCUCUAAACAGCUUCACGCUUUAGAAUUUGUGUAUUGUUGAUACUUAAUUGGGGGUGGGAGAGAUACACUACUGCUAAACUAUUUUUAGCAUAAUAUAUGCCAUGUUUUUAUGAGUGCCCACGUUUACUAGAAGGUUCUGGCCCCUCAAUGUCGCAUUAAUUCUUGCACAGAAAUGAUUUGAGCAGUGGUAACUCGGGCCGGAUUUGUACUGGAGCCUGCCCGGUUUCUAAUACACCAGUGUACAGUCUGCCUGAGCCCAUUUCACAGGCUGUCCAUUUACCAUGUCACUAAUUUUGGGCUAUGAACAAACCUUUGAUACGUCACUAAGGGGAAGGAGCCAGCUUUGUGUUUUGUACUUUUCACUUACCAUUUCACUUUAUUAAAAUAAUUGUACAACAAUUUGUAUAUAAAGCUUAUGAUUAAAACCUAUUUUGAAAAUACGGA